GAGAAAGAGAGAGAGGAGGGGAAGGGCACUUUAUUACCCUUUUUUAUGUUGCACGCAUCCAUGACAGAACAGAGAAGGGACAGAGUACUGCUGCGAGCCUGCGACACAAGAGGGCAGAGAAGAAGAGAAGAGGACCAGGAGAAGAGCCAUAGAGGGUGAGAGAAGGAGAGAAGAGAAGAGAAGAACAGAGAGGAAAUGAACUUGAGGAGUUUGAGACAGAAAAAGGUUGAAAGGGAGAGAAGAUGAUGGAAGAUUGGCAGUUGUUUGGUCUGGUAGAAUGGGUUUCUUGAAGUGCAUGCAUCAUCUUAGGAGUGAUUUUGGGGUUGAAGUCCGAUUGAAGAAGGGUGCUCAGAUUUCCUAUUAAUGGCUGAGAUGUUUUUUUGGACAACCUCUUUCUUUUGUUCUGUCACUGAGUAGUAUAUCUGAGAACUCUUCUUAUCUUGAAAGCUAUCUCUAUUUCUGCUCUUCUUCUUCUUCUUCAAUCAUCAUCAUCCUCGUGUUCCUUCUGUUUGAAUCUGGAUUUUCUUUGGUGUUGUUUUUGGAGAACUUUUUUUUUCUGGUAUUUAGAUGAGGGGAAUGCCCUUUAGUUUGCAGGGGAAGGGGGUGUUAGAAGUUGCAGAGAUUUCAGACUACUCUUAUUCGAUUUCUUCGGUGUCAGGGAGCAAGUGGAAGGAGGGUAGCUGCGUGGGCAGCGAACCAACCUCUGUACUGGAUCCAAGAAGGAGUCCCAGCUCACCCACAUCGACCUCAACCCUGUCAUCUUCGUUGGGCGGAGGAGGCGGCUCAACCGACACCGCCGGUGUGGCGGCAGUUUCCGAUCACCCCUCAGAGAAAUGGCUGCCUACCCAGCAGCUGGACAGCUCGACUGCAGCUGAGCCACCUGGGGUUGGUGGUUUUGUACGCAAGGACGAAUGGGCAUCGGAGCUUCAACCGAUUCCGGCUGCGUUAGAUAUUGUUAGCGGGAGUGGUACUGGUGCAGAAAAAUGUGGCCUUGGAAUGGAGGAUUGGGAGAGCAUGUUAUCAGAAUCGGCAGCCUCGCCUGGGCAAGAACAGUCGCUACUCCGAUGGAUCAUGGGCGAUGUCGAAGACCCUUCUUCGGGCUUGAAGCAGUUGUUGCAAGGUGGAGGUGGUUCGGAGUUCGAAGCCAAUGCUAGUAGCUUCGGGAUCGUCGACCACGGUUUCACUUUUGAGCCCAGUGGAGGAGGUGGAGGUGCUUCGGCUAGUUGUGGUGGUAAUGUGAUGGGUACCAUAAAUCCUUCUCUAUCUGUUCCUGGGUUCACUGCAAAUACCAACGCCACCACGACCGUCACCACCACCACCACCAACAGCCAAAAUGGAAGGGUCGGUCCAGUCCCCAAUACAGCUUAUCUUCCUAAUCACAAAAUGCCUUGUUUUGUUCCUAACAGCAGCUGUAACCCUCCCAACCCCAUUUUCUCUUCAUCUCCUAACAACCUCCCUCUGAAUCACCCUCUCCCUCUUUCUUUACCUCAUGGUGGUUUUUAUCAGCAGCAGCAGCAAACUCAUCUUGAGCCCUCAGAGGAAAAGCCUCAGCUUUUCAAUCCACAAUUGCUGGUAAACCAGCAACAAGUCAAUCAACCUCACAACCAGCCCUUCUUCGUGCCAUUAUCUUUCCAGCAGCAAGAGCAGCACCACCUACUUCCUCCUCAAGCGAAGCGCCACCACGCUGGUGUGGUUGACCCGACUUCUCAGAUCCCCAAGGUUCCCUUUACCGAUUCAGGUCAAGAGCUUUUCCUGCGGAGGCAACAGCAGCCGCAAUCGACCUUCUCUCACCAGCUACAAUUGCCUCCUCAUCAUCUUCAACAGAGGCCAACAAUGGGGCCAAAGCCGAAGGUGAUGGGCGCAGGUGACGAAGUGGUUCAGCAGCAACAGCAGCAGCAGCAGGCGUUGGUCGACCAGCUCUUCAAGGCCGCCGAGCUGGUUGAGACAGGGAAUUCGGUACACGCGCGAGGGAUAUUGGCGCGGCUCAAUCACCAGCUCCCAGUUGGAAAGCCCCUCCAAAGGGCUGCGUUCUACUUCAAGGAGGCCCUGCAACUGCUCCUCCUUACCAACAACACUGGCUCCUCUCCUCCACAGAGAAAUUCAACCCCCUUCGAUGUUGUUCUCAAGAUUGGCUCCUACAAGGCGUUCUCAGAGAUAUCUCCACUGCUGCAAUUCGCAAACUUCACCUGCAACCAAGCCCUCCUUGAAGCACUCAAUGGGUUUGAUCGGGUUCACAUUAUAGACUUUGAUAUUGGUCUUGGCGGGCAAUGGGCGUCCUUCAUGCAGGAGCUCGCAGUGAGGAUUGGUGGUGCCCCUACCUUGAAGAUCACUGCGUUUGCCUCUCCGUCCUCCCAUGAUCCACUCGAGCUUGUUCUCACCCGGGAGAACCUGACCCAUUUCGCUAACGACCUUGGCAUUGCAUUUGAGCUUGACAUUAUGAUCCUUGAUUCCUUCGAUCCAGCUUCGUGGUCACUUGCCCUCCCUAUCACAGAGAGUGAAGCAAUUGCAGUGAACCUCCCUAUUGGGUCGGCUUCCAAUCACCUAUCCUCUGUCCCCUCCCUCCUUCGUUUUGUCAAACAGCUCUCCCCCAAAAUUGUGGUCUCUGUAGACCGUGGUUGUGAUCGCAGCGACCUCCCUUUUUCACAGCACUUCCUCAGUGCGCUUCAUUCGUAUUCAUUCCUAUUGGACUCACUAGAUGCAGUAAACGUCAAUUCAGAUGCUGUGCGCAAGAUUGAGAGGUUUCUAUUCCAGCCAAGGAUUGAGAGCAUUGUAUUGGGAAGGCAGCGUGCCCCGGAAAAACUGCCGCCAUGGAGGUCUCUCUUUGCUCAAGCUGGGUUCACCCCAUUAACAUUCAGCAAUUUCACUGAGACCCAGGCUGAAUGCCUGGUUAAGAGGUUUCAAAUUAGAGGAUUCCACGUUGAGAAGCGCCAGGCAUCGCUCGUGCUCUACUGGCAGCGGCGGGAGCUUGUCUCAGCAUCUGCUUGGAGGUGCUAAGGAGAGAAAUUUGUUACAGGCAGGAAGGUUGGCUUGUACCCCGGUUACAGACCCUUCACAAAGGUGCCAUACAACUUACUCUGCUCUUUGAUCGUAAUAAACCCUGAGACUAUGGACAAUCUAUGAUGGUGGCCCUUGUUUUGUGACGGCUUCCUUGUGCGUUUUCUUGCCUGUGAUUCUCCUAUGCCAAUUGUCUGUGUUGUUAGACAUUGUUUCUGAGCAAAAACAAAACAUUUGAGAAAUUGGAAGGUGUAGUACAGUAUUUUCUUUCAUUUCUUUUCCUUUUUUCACUCCCUUAUAUGACUAUUUUGGACAUGGGUAUUACAGCUAAGUUGUUCUAGUGUUAAUGUUAGAAAGCAGCACUUUACUUCUGGUUCAGGUGGUGGUGGUGGUGGUUUCUUGUACACUUGACAACAAAGGCAAAAACAGAAAAGGAAAAAGAAUUUAACCCCCAAAAUUUAGUU
This is a messenger RNA of Telopea speciosissima, 3458 nucleotides long. RefSeq names its product scarecrow-like protein 27. Gene Ontology annotation, molecular function: sequence-specific DNA binding; DNA-binding transcription factor activity. Gene Ontology annotation, cellular component: nucleus. NCBI's taxonomy places the organism in Eukaryota, Viridiplantae, Streptophyta, Magnoliopsida, Proteales, Proteaceae. The coding region runs from base 568 to 2994 and encodes 808 amino acids. The record is from RefSeq and is a predicted model, not a curated record. Gene Ontology annotation, biological process: regulation of DNA-templated transcription. The transcript has a single exon.